AUGCUUCUAAUGAAUACAAGAGUUGCUGGAUGCGGUUUACCCUUUUGCAAAUUAGCAUUCGCGUUUCGUUUAAACAGUGGAGUGUCAUUGGUAGGUUGUAGGAAGCAGUUCGGCUCUACAGCCAAGGUGGAUGAUCUAAAAAAUGCAAUUUUAAAUUACUAUCAUUCAGCUCAAAAUUUCGUUCAAAGAAGAAAAGAACAUGAACAAGCAAUAAAAAAUUAUUUUAAAGAAUAUAUGGAAAAAGGGCCUAUUAUUACAAGUGCACAAAUGGAAGAUAUAUUUCUAAGUGCAGAGGAAAAAAAUAUAUUAAAUGAAGACAUAAAAGAGAUUAACAAUUUUGUUCAGAAUAAAUGUAAUGAAAAGUUCGAAAUGACAAAUAAUUAUGUAAAAAGUGUAGUUGAAAAGACAGAAUUAAUGAAAGUUUUAACAAUUUGCGGGAUUCAUAUAGUACCCAAAAUAUUGGUUUUUUACUUGACCGAGAUCAUAUUAAAUUUGAAAAGGUUUUUAGAAAUUCAUAAAAAUAAUAUUGUUACAUAUGAAUGUAGAACAAAGAAAAAUAGUUAUGUAAGAAUAAACAAUUAUUAUUAUGAUAAAGAAAAAGUGGAAGUGCCAUUUUUUUUAAUUUUCAAGUCCUUGUCCAAUGUGUUAUAUAGCCUUAGCGAAAAUUUAAUGCAGAAGAACGAAAUAUAUGAAUAUAUUAAAGAAGAAAUAUUAAAAAAUUAUAUACCCAUAAAUGAUAUAAUAAAUAAAGCUCCUUCUUUUUUAAAUAUUAGUUUAUUAUUUUUUUUUAUAAACACUUGGCUGCUUGUUGAUAACGAUAGAGAAAUUAAAACAUUGUGUCUUGAUAACAUGAAUAAAUAUAUAAAUUCAAUUUCAGACGAUGAAAUAAAUAUAAGUGCAGAUGAUAUAUUUUACUUUAUUUUAACCAUUCGUUUAUUCUUUCUUACCUUUUCCUACAACGAUGUGCUUAAUUACUUGAAUAAUUUUAGUAAAAAUAUUAUUUCAUCCUUAGUGUGCUUUCCACACAACUGUGAGUUCCCAUAUAAUGAGCAAGAUGAAAAGUAUAUAUAUAUAGCAAAUUAUAUGAACAAGAACAACAAGUAUGUGGAGUUAAAAAAUAUAAAGGUACAUCCUUUUCAUUUCCCUCUCUCCUCUUUAAAAAAUAAAAUAAUAUACAUUUUGGAAAAAGCAGAAGAUUAUUACGAGAAUGAUGUUAAUACUUUACGCGCAUACAAUUUCUGGAGGUAUUUCAUAGCUACACGAGAAAACUACAAAUUACUUACAGUAUGCCGCAAAGACGAAUACAGUACUUUAUUUACGGAUGACAAACAAGACAGCAUUUUGGUGAAAUAUGCUAAUAAAGACUAUGUGUACAAUUUUGAAGAGACAGUUAACAUGCAUUUAAAGAGUGAUACCAAGCGGUAG
Plasmodium malariae is the source of this 1425-nucleotide messenger RNA. RefSeq names its product conserved Plasmodium protein, unknown function. The record is from RefSeq and is a predicted model, not a curated record. NCBI's taxonomy places the organism in Eukaryota, Apicomplexa, Aconoidasida, Haemosporida, Plasmodiidae. The coding region runs from base 1 to 1425 and encodes 474 amino acids. The transcript is spliced from 2 exons.